This is a messenger RNA of Salarias fasciatus (jewelled blenny), 3828 nucleotides long. RefSeq names its product exportin 1 (CRM1 homolog, yeast) a (gene xpo1a). Gene Ontology annotation, biological process: ribosomal large subunit export from nucleus; protein export from nucleus; ribosomal small subunit export from nucleus. Gene Ontology annotation, cellular component: nucleus; cytoplasm. The coding region runs from base 1 to 3201 and encodes 1066 amino acids. The transcript has 24 exons. Gene Ontology annotation, molecular function: small GTPase binding; nuclear export signal receptor activity. Lineage: Eukaryota; Metazoa; Chordata; Actinopteri; Blenniiformes; Blenniidae. The record is from RefSeq and is a predicted model, not a curated record.
AUGCCCGCAGAAAUGACGAUGUUGGCAGAUCACCCAGCCAGGCAGCUGCUGGACUUCAAUCAGAAACUGGACAUCAACCUGUUGGACAAUGUUGUCAACUCCAUGUACCACGACAUUGGAUCCCAGCAACGGGUUGCCCAGGAGGUGCUCACCAGCCUGAAGGACCACCCAGAUGCUUGGACGAGGGUGGAUACCAUCCUGGAGUUCUCCCAGAACAUGAAAACUAAAUAUUACGCUCUGCAGAUCCUGGAGUCGGUCAUCAAAACCCGAUGGAAGAUUCUCCCGAGAAAUCAGUGUGAAGGAAUAAAGAAAUACGUGGUGGGGCUGAUUAUUAAAACUUCUUCUGAUCCUACAAACAUGGAGAAGGAGGGGGUUUAUAUCUCCAAACUCAACAUGAUCCUCGUCCAGAUUCUGAAGCAGGAGUGGCCCAAACACUGGCCCACCUUCAUCAGCGACAUCGUGGGGGCGAGUCGCACCAGCGAGAGCCUCUGCCAGAACAACAUGAUCAUCCUGAAGCUGCUCAGCGAGGAGGUGUUUGACUUCUCCAGCGGCCAGAUGACCCAAGUGAAGGCCAAGCACCUCAAGGACAGCAUGUGCAACGAGUUCUCCCAAAUAUUCCAGCUGUGCCAGUUCGUCAUGGAGAACUCCCAGAAUGCCCCUCUGGUCCACGCCACGCUGGAGACCCUGCUCCGCUUCCUCAACUGGAUUCCUCUCGGCUACAUCUUUGAGACCAAGCUGAUCAGCACACUCGUCUAUAAGUUCCUGAACGUGCCGAUGUUCCGUAACGUCACGCUGAAGUGUCUGACGGAGAUCGCCGGCGUGAGCGUCAGCCAGUACGAGGAGCAGUUCGUCAGCCUGUUCACCCUCACCAUGUGCCAGCUGAAGCAGAUGCUGCCUCUGAACACGAACAUCCGCGUGGCCUACUCCAACGGGAAGGACGACGAGCAGAACUUCAUCCAGAACCUCAGCCUGUUCCUCUGCACGUUCCUCAAAGAGCACGGGCAGCUCGUCGAGAAGAGGCCGAACCUGCGCGAGACGCUGAUGGAGGCGCUCCACUUUAUGCUGCUGGUGUCGGAGGUGGAGGAGACGGAGAUCUUCAAGAUCUGCUUGGAGUACUGGAACCACCUGGCGGCGGAGCUCUACAGGGAGAGUCCCUUCUCCACCUCCAGCACGCCGCUGCUGGCCGACGUGCCGCCGCGCAGACACCUCUACCUGCCCGUGCUCUCUCAGGUGCGUCUGCUCAUGGUGAGCCGGAUGGCCAAACCGGAGGAGGUGCUGGUGGUGGAGAAUGACCAGGGCGAGGUGGUCCGGGAGUUCAUGAAGGACACGGACGCCAUCAACCUCUACAAGAACAUGAGGGAGACGCUGGUGUACCUGACUCACCUGGACUACGCCGACACCGAGCGCAUCAUGACCGAGAAGCUCCACAACCAGGUGAACGGCACCGAGUGGUCCUGGAGGAACCUGAACAUGCUGUGCUGGGCCAUCGGCUCCAUCAGCGGCGCCAUGCACGAGGAGGACGAGAAGCGCUUCCUGGUGACCGUCAUCAAGGACCUGCUGGGCCUGUGCGAGCAGAAGAGGGGCAAAGACAACAAGGCCAUCAUAGCGUCCAACAUCAUGUACAUCGUGGGGCAGUACCCCCGCUUCCUGCGGGCGCACUGGAAGUUCCUCAAGACCGUCGUCAACAAGCUGUUUGAGUUCAUGCACGAGACCCACGACGGCGUGCAGGACAUGGCCUGCGACACGUUCAUCAAGAUCGCCCAGAAGUGCCGGCGGCACUUCGUCCAGGUGCAGGUGGGGGAGGUGAUGCCCUUCAUCGACGAGAUCCUCCACAACAUCAACACCAUCAUCUGCGACCUGCAGCCGCAGCAGGUGCACACGUUUUACGAGGCCGUCGGCUACAUGAUCGGAGCGCAGACCGAGCAGGCCGUCCAGGAGCUUCUGAUCGAAAAGUACAUGCUCCUGCCCAACCAGGUGUGGGACAGCAUCAUCCAACAGGCCACCAAGAACGUGGACAUCCUGAAAGAUGCGGAGACGGUGCGCCAGCUGGGCAGCAUCCUCAAGACCAACGUCCGGGCCUGCAAAGCCGUGGGACACCCCUUCGUGGUCCAGCUGGGACGUAUCUACCUGGACAUGCUCAACGUCUACAAGUGCCUGAGUGAAAACAUCUCCUCGGCGGUCCAGACCAACGGUGAAAUGGUGACCAAGCAGCCUCUGAUCAGGAGCAUGAGGACGGUGAAGAGAGAGACGCUGAAGCUGAUCUCGGGCUGGGUCAGUCGCUCCAACGACCCUCAGAUGGUGGCAGAGAACUUCGUGCCCCCCCUCCUGGAGGCGGUUCUCAUCGACUACCAGAGGAACGUCCCCGCCGCUCGCGAGCCGGAGGUCCUCAGCACCAUGGCGACCAUCGUCAACAAGCUGGGCGUCCACAUCACCGCCGAAAUCCCCAAGAUCUUCGACGCCGUCUUCGAGUGCACUUUAAACAUGAUCAACAAGGACUUUGAAGAAUUCCCCGAACACAGAACUCACUUCUUCUACCUCCUGCAAGCCGCCACGUCCCAGUGCUUCCCCGCCUUCCUGUCCAUCGUCCCCACGCAGUUCAAGCUCAUCCUGGACUCCAUCAUCUGGGCCUUCAAGCACACCAUGAGGAACGUGGCCGACACAGGUCUUCAGAUUCUGUACACGCUGCUGCAGAACGUCUCUGCAGAGGAAGCCGCCGCUCAGAGCUUCUACCAGACGUACUUCUGCGACAUCCUGCAGCACAUCUUCUCCGUGGUCACCGACACCUCACACACUGCAGGGCUGACCAUGCACGCCACCAUCCUGGCCUACAUGUUUAACUUGGUGGAGGAGGGGAAGGUGAGCGUCGCGCUGAGCGCCGCCAGCCCCGCCAACAACCAGGCGCACGUCCAGGAGUACAUCGCCAACCUGCUGAAGACGGCGUUCCCUCACCUGCAGGACGCCCAGGUGAAGGUGUUUGUGACGGGCCUCUUCAGCCUGAACCAGGACAUCCCGGCCUUCAAGGAGCACCUGAGGGACUUCCUGGUGCAGAUCAAAGAGUUUGCCGGCGAGGACACCACGGACCUGUUCCUGGAGGAGAGGGAGGCGGCGCUGCGGCAGGCCCAGGAGGAGAAACACAAGCUGCAGAUGUCGGUGCCCGGCAUCCUCAACCCCCAUGAGCUGCCCGAGGAGAUGUGCGACUGAGGCGGCGGUGGACGCUUCCUGUUCAAUCAGUAGUCUUCUUCUGGAGAGUGUGUGUGUGUGUGUGUGUGUGUGUGUGUGUGUGUGUUCGGGAUUGAAAACAAGGGGCCACAGGAAGGACCCCAGCACUCGGUUGUAUGUCGACCAAAUCAAUGUCAAUAUGUAAAUGAGAGCACCCUCUGACCCCUCCCCCUGCCCUGCCCCUCCCCCUCGGCACUGUUUUGUUCUCCUGCAGACUUAUUUUAUACACAGGCAUUUUUUUGUCACUCGCCAUCUUUUUGUUGAUCGGUUGCUCUGAAAGCUUUAGCGGCACAGACGUUUUGCACCUGAGUCCCUCUCAGCUCGCCUCCUCUCCCUCUUGUUAAUAUGUAAGAUAAAGAGUCUGGCCGUCGCGGGACAGAAGGCUCUUGAUCCGGAGACGAUGGGAGGGUCCCGUCCGGACCCGCUCCUUGUGGCUCAUCAGCGUGUUUUUUGUUUUUUUUUUUCUUCUUUUUGAGUCUGAGCUGAGGCCGCUCGGCUGCGCGUUACAACCCGUUUGUAAAGUUGUCUUAGUACUCUGAGAAUAUAAAGUUGGCUAUUUUUACAUGACGGUCUGUACAGGUCUCUUCUUUCUUCAGCUACACAUUUAGC